GCGCGAGGCUGCGUCACUCUGUGACGACGCGUCACUACGUCAUGAAAACAGGGCGCGUGUGCGCUGGCGGCAGGUUUAAAGAGUCUGAGUUUGGAGCGCAGUGAGAAACUUCAGGGUGAAAUCCGGGAUUUAACGGCGGGAUUAUCGGAUUACUGAGGACAGGCGGGAUGUCGGAGGACAGCCUUCCCCUGCAGGAGCUCUCCUGCCAGAAGCGGUUCGGCAUCAAGCGGAAGAGCCUCGGUUCCGAGUCCACUCCGACCGACCUGGUGCUGCUGCGCUCCCCGCGGCCCAAGCAGCCCUGGCCGGCCUGCCUGGGGAAGGAGAACCAGGAGGGCCGGUUCGUCCUGGCCCGGAGGUCCCGGAGGAGGCGGCGGUCCGGCUCAGGUGUUUCCUGGGAUCACCUGCCGGACGAGCUGCUGCUGCGGAUCUGCGGCUGCCUCCCGCUGCCGGACCUGCUGCGGGUUUCUGCGGUUUGCCGCCGCUGGCGCCGCCUGGCGCUGGACGAGUCCCUGUGGGUCAGUGUGGACCUGGAGGGCCUGACCCAAACAGGCCCGGCUCUGCGUUUGGUUCUGAGGACCGGGGUCCAGAGGCUGCGCUGCCCGCGGGCGUUUGUUGAGGAACUGGACCUCUCAGAACCCGGGCGGCUCCAGCUGGUGGAUCUGGACCUGUCCGGUUCCGUGGUUUCCCCCUCGGCGCUGCGCAGCGUCGUCUGCCGCUGCAGCCGGCUGCGCCGCCUCAGCCUGGAGGCGCUGCCGCUGUCUGAUGACGUGCUCAGCUGCCUGGCCCAGAACCCGGACCUGCUGCAGCUCAACCUGGGCGGCUGCUCCGGAUUCUCCGCCGCCGCUCUGGCUGCCAUGCUGGACUCCUGCCGCAGGUUGGAGCAGCUCAACAUCUCCUGGUGCAGCUUCAGCAGGAACCACGUCCAGAACCUGGUGGAGACGCUGAGCCCCUCCGUCACACACCUGAACCUGAGCGGCUACCGGGACAGCCUGGCGCUGGACGAUGUGAAGGUUCUGGUGGACCGAUGUCCGGACCUGCAGACGUUGGAUCUCAGCGACAGCACGCUGCUGACGGCCGACAGCUUCCUGGUCCUGAAGCGGCUGAAGAAGCUGCUCCACCUGUCGCUGAGCCGCUGCUACCACAUCCACCUGGCGGCGCUGUGUGACCUCGGGAAGGCGAUCCCGUCGCUGCGGUUCCUGGACGUGUUCGGUCUGGUCCAGGACGGCCAGCUGGCGGCGCUGCAGGACGACUCGCCGCGGCUCGCCAUCAACGCCCGGCCGUUCUCCGCCGUGGCCCGGCCCACUCCGGCCGGCGCCGCCCAGCCCGACCGCACCAUGUGGGGCCGCGGCUGCAGACUGAAGGUCCGGUUCUGACCGGAGCGGCGGGUUCCUGGUUCUGUUCAGUGUUCCUGGUACCGGGGGCCAGACGAUGGACUCGGCCUCCUGUUGGGCGACCCGGCUGCUGUUGGACUCUGCCGGUUCUGAUGACAUUAAAGUUCUGGACUGUCUGCUGUAAUAAUGACUCAACGCUGGAAUCACCGAACGAUUUUAAUGGAAGAGGAGGUUCUGGUUCCGACGGGUCCAAAGACGACCUGAAUCAUUUCCAAUCAAAACCGGGAGAUUAAACACGGAUCCGUUCGGUUCCGAUCCAGUUUUAUACUUGAAAAUGUUGACUGAUUUUGUCUGAAUCGUGUUUGUAUUAAACUCUGGAAGCUGU
Poecilia latipinna (sailfin molly) is the source of this 1716-nucleotide messenger RNA. RefSeq names its product S-phase kinase-associated protein 2, E3 ubiquitin protein ligase (gene skp2). NCBI's taxonomy places the organism in Eukaryota, Metazoa, Chordata, Actinopteri, Cyprinodontiformes, Poeciliidae. The record is from RefSeq and is a predicted model, not a curated record. Gene Ontology annotation, molecular function: protein binding. The coding region runs from base 168 to 1373 and encodes 401 amino acids. Gene Ontology annotation, biological process: SCF-dependent proteasomal ubiquitin-dependent protein catabolic process. The transcript is spliced from 10 exons. Gene Ontology annotation, cellular component: SCF ubiquitin ligase complex.